UGCGCCCCUAUAAAAGCGGUGGCGCGCGCGGGGGACCGCACACCGGGAGCGGCGGCACCGGAGCGGCCAUGAGCGAGCGCAGCCCCCAUGAGUCCCCCUCUCUGGCGGAGGCCCCCGGCAGGCAGCAGGAAGCCAAAGCUGGUGACCCCAAGAAGGAGGAGGAAGAGAUCGACAUUGACCUGAGCGCGCCUGAGACGGAGAAAGCUGCACUCGCCAUCCAGGGCAAAUUCCGCCGCUUCCAGAAGCGGAAGAAGGAGUCGGGGCCCUGAGCUGCUCUGGGGUCCUGGGACUCCCUGCCUGCGACGGGCACCCUGCUCUUGCACGUGGGCAUGGUCCCAUCUUGACCUCUGCCAUGCUGGGGCUGCCCCAUCCUCUGCGAGCGGGGCUAGGGGGGGCUCAGCCCUUCCCUACCCCUCGCCCACCCCUGAGCCAGGACCCUGGGUGAAGCUGGGGAGCCAUCGUGGGGGGAACACAACCAAGUCCUGUGCCCCCUGGAGUGGAGGUGGCCCUUGUGUGAAGGGGUGGCAUAAAAAUGCCCUUUUUCCUGAGGCAGCCUCCUUUUCCCUGUCCAUGGCGAUGAUGCUGGCUGCUGGGGACACUAAGGGCAGGGGGAACGGGACUGCUGUCCCCUGAGCAAGGGAAGUCCCUGUCCUGUCCCAGGAGGUGCAACACUGCAGGGGUGACGGGUCUUACUGCAGGCUGCAGCCCACCGCAGGAAACCGGGGCUCCCCCUGCACAGUGCUCCCCAUCCUCGCACUGUCCCCUCCUCACGCUUCUGUCAUUGUCACCAUCCCCUGUCCCCUCCUCUGGGGGGGCUUUUAGCAUGUGUAAAAAAUAAACCAUUGAGAAGAGGA
Molecule: messenger RNA, 854 nt
Organism: Falco peregrinus (peregrine falcon)
Lineage: Eukaryota; Metazoa; Chordata; Aves; Falconiformes; Falconidae
Gene: PCP4L1
Product: Purkinje cell protein 4 like 1
Exons: 3
Coding region: 69-269 (66 amino acids)
Source: RefSeq, a predicted model, not a curated record